AGCUGUAGCAGGGACUAGCAGCCCAGGAGAGGGAGAGGGAGAGAGAGAGAGGGGCAGGUACCUAGAGUGGCUGAAGAGGAAGAUCCAGUCACUUACCCAUAAUUAGGAGAGCAAAACACCACCACAGAACAAGGACCCAAUCCUGGAGACUUGAUUUAUCGAAGGAAUUGCUGCUGUCCUAGGCACCUGCACUGCCUGUUUUCAUGAUAUUCUCAACACAGUCCUAAUACCAGAAAGCCCCAAGAUGCGAGCCCAAAUUGAAGUGAUCCCAUGUAAGAUCUGCGGAGACAAGUCUUCAGGGAUUCACUAUGGUGUCAUCACCUGCGAAGGCUGUAAGGGCUUCUUCCGGAGAAGCCAGCAGAAUAACGCCAGCUACUCCUGCUCGCGCCAGAGGAACUGCCUGAUCGACCGGACCAACCGGAACCGGUGCCAACAUUGCCGCCUACAGAAAUGUCUGGCACUGGGCAUGUCGCGUGAUGCGGUGAAGUUCGGCCGCAUGUCCAAGAAGCAGCGGGACAGCUUGUAUGCCGAGGUGCAAAAGCACCAGCAGAGCCAGGAGCAGAACGGCGUCUCCAAGGACGACUCCGAGGCCCUGGCCCGGGUCUACCCCACCAGCGUGAGCAGCGGGGUCUCGGACCUGGACGACAUCUCCCCGCUGUCGGACGGGCUCCUCUUCGACUUCCCCCUCACCCCCGAGGGAGGCAGCGCUUACUACAAUCUUGACCUCCUGACCUCGGCCCAGCCCUCGCCCGACCAGUCCAGCGUGGACGUGAGCGAUGCCAAGCUCAUCAAGCAGGAGUCCAUCUACGAGCUGAUGCUGGAGCCCGGCCUCUUUGCCCACAGCACCCUGGAGGGCAGCCAGCUCGCCUCGGACAUUUCGAUGCUCGAGAUCGACCGCAUCGCCCAGAACGUAGUCAAGUCCCACCUGGAGACCUGCCAGUACACGACGGAGGAGCUCAAGACGCUAGCGUGGAUGCUGUACACCCAGGAGGAGAUCAGGAGCUUGCAGAACAAGAGCUGCGAGACCAUGUGGCAGCAGUGCUCCCUGCAGAUCUCCAACGCCAUUCAGUACGUGGUGGAGUUCGCCAAGCGCAUCGACGGCUUCAUGGAGCUCUGCCAGAACGACCAGAUCAUCCUCCUCAAAGCAGGUUGCCUGGAAGUGCUUCUGAUCCGAAUGAUUCGGGCAUUCAACCCUUUAAAUAACACGGUGCUCUUCGAGGGGAAAUACGGUGGCAUGCAGAUAUUCAAGUCGCUUGGCUGCGACGACCUUAUCAAUGCUGUCUUUGAGCUGGGGAGGAACCUGUGCCGGCUACAGCUCUCGGACGAGGAGAUUGCGCUGUUCACUGCAGCCGUCCUGCUCGCUCCAGAUCGCCCUUGGCUCACAGAAUCCAAGAAGGUGCAGAAGCUCCAGGACAAGAUCUACAUAGCCCUGCAGCACGAGAUCCAGAAGAAACACUCCAGCGAGGAUAAGCUCUCGAAGUUGAUUUCCAAGCUGCCCUUGAUGAAAACCAUCUGCAACCUGCACUUGGACAAGUUGGAGUUUUUCCGGAUCCUGCAUCCGGAGACAGCCAUGAACUUUCCGCCCCUGUACAAGGAAGUAUUCAACUCGGAACUCCAGUACAGCGACCCGCGAGAGAGCUAAGGCUUGGAGCCGCCAGACCCUGUUUCAUUUCCCAAAGCCUGGAGAGGAACAGAAACAUUGGGGGCCAUGAGGAGGUUCAUUUAACUCAAAUAACCAAACCCGAGAGACCCUACGGGGUGAGGUGAUCUGCCCCUCUGCCCCACCUCCUCACUGUGGUUUGCAAUAGCUCUUGAAUGUAAUGCACCUUGAAGGACAAGUGAACUGACUUUGCCAUACCGGUGAAAUGAAUGUGAAAUCUCCACUCCCUCGAGGAGACACUCCAGUACCGUAUCAAUACCUUUCCUUAAUGCAUGAACCACCAUGGGGCACACACACGCUCAUGCAAUACAGCAAAGGAGCCCAGCCGCCAGCACUCAUCCCAGGACCAGCCCUUGUUCUCCUCUUGUUUCAUAUGUAUUUGUUCGUUUUAAAUGAAAUAAACACCAGAAAGAUGGAAUGAAAAAGGGGCAAUACAGACUUGGUGGGAUAGGUGGCUCACCAAAAACAGGCAGGGGUUGGGAAGAGAAAUAAAGUCCGGAGUUGAAUUGGACUGAAGCGUGGGGGAAAAGAAGACAAAAAUAGCAUCUUACUUUUAAUGUGCCCUGGGGUUAAUGACUACCCAAGGAGAAGGGGAACAGAACCAGGCCUGUAAUGACUGGGCCGCUCUGUGGAAAACAGGGAAGUAGAAAUUCAACGUCGUAUCCCCUUCUGAAGAAUCUAGCAGGGUAAGUGUCCAAACCUAACCAGAAGGGAUGCUUUAGUGGGGUCUGCACAGGGGUGGACUCCCUGUGAUCAGUGGUUUGAAUGCAGGGUCAGCUGUUCCUCUCACCCCUCCGAAUGCCAUACAUGUGAGACUUUCAGGGAAGUCCCUCUCUGCCCUGUACAAUCCCGGGCACUUUCUCUAAGAGAAGGGGUUUGCCGCUCGACCUGUGGCCAAAUACCGCUCUCCGGCUCCUGUACAGUGCUGCUGUGCGUUGUCCUUCCCAGAGGCAGCUGCAUUUUAGAGGUGCUGUGUGUACAUAGCGUCUGUGCUUUGGGGUGCCAAGCACCACACUUACUGUUGGCAUUGUAAGCAGUCAUUCGUUCCAGCCACGGCUGCUGUAUUUAUUUAUUUGUAUAGAGUCCCCUUUUAACGCUCUCCCAUGAAAUUCCCCGUCUCAGAUCACGUCCGGUGACUUUUUCUUCUCCCUAACUGCAUCCAGCGCUGCCAUGUUAAGCCUUCUUCUCCCAGAGGUGUAACCCACUCAGUGCAACCCACUCAGCUGGGAAAGCAGUGUUACCAAGGCAUCCCGGGCCUCCUUCGGUGCUGGUUCCCACACAAAGCCUUGUACCUCCCUGUAAGGGCGGUUAAUGUUCUCGUUCUCCAGGCAACAUACGCUACACAGCGCAGUACCUGCCAAGUGUAACAGGAUUAGGAAAAAGCAGUGAGCGGUGGCUCUGCCUGCUCUGUUCCUGGAGGUUGAAUCAUCCUUGACCCCAUUUUUCAGGAGCUUUUAGCUUUUCGGAUCCUAGCUUUUAGGAUUCGCUCUCUGAGUUGAACAGAAAGCAGGGUUCUCUCUCAGUGGAUCUUUUUAGUAACAGCAAAGUUACCAGGCGGGGAUGGGGGCAGAGGUUAUUAUUCCCCCCUCUAGCAUCUUCCCCUCCCCAGAGUUGCAGUUUUGGAAGAAGGUGAUGCCUCUGAGGAAAAAGAAGAGGGACUAUACUUGUGCAAUCAUUUGGGUGGAGGGAUACCGUCUCCUUCCACGCACAGCCCAGAGGUUGGUUAUACUGCGGGAGAGAUUAAACAGUCACCUGCUGUGGAUUAUUUUUUAGUUCCUGCUCCUGCUCCCAUUGUUGUCAAUGCCAAAUCGUACGAGGAGAAAACCUGGUUGCCAGAGGAACAGUGGUUCCUACUGAUAAAUAAUCAAAGUUCCAACUCCUUGCCCUUUUUCGUACUUAUUCCUUACGUAAUUAACCUCCCCCAUCCUAUAAGUCACCAGGAAGGUUUGAACCUACUAUCUUCAUAUCUAUAGUCCAGCCCGCUCCAUCUCCUGAGGUGAGCAAGUAAUUCCAUUAGCGAGCACUAGUCACUGGUUUUUCUUCUGCGUGUGGCCCAGCUCCUGGAGAGGAACAUGCUUGGCACUUAUUCAGGCAAACCUCCCCAUGGAGUCAGUGGAAACUCUGCCGGACUAAAGGUGGAGUAAAAAUGGAGUCAGAACUUGGGGCUUUAUUUUCCCUUAAAGUCACCAUACACAAAAUAAAGCUGAGCAUUAUUUCUUUUCUUGUUAACCACUGUUAGAUGUCUUUUGUGGGGCAUAUCAGAAUUCUCCACCUCCGUUUAUUAUCAUGGCAUUUUUCUCCACUGAUGGCAUGUUCCCAAAUUCACUCAUCUUUCAGAAGAAGGCUGCUGGCUUUCCCAGUAGCCCCUUGCAGUAUCGAGUGCCAUAUAUUGUUCUCCAAGGCAGUGUUAGCCGGGGUGGGGACGUAAUAUUCCUUUUUUUGCUAUACCCUCCGAUCCCAGAGCUUUGUGGACUUGAAAAGUCAGUAUUGCCUUUUUCAUACAUCGGGUUGUGCCUUUUUAAAACUCAUUUCCCACAGCACCAGUUGCUUAUCGGCUAUCUUCCUUGAUGGAAGGCAGACCUUAGGGGGCGAGCAGAGCGAGGUGCUUUGUUAAAGAGGUUUUGUCAGUUUCUGCGAGAGGACAGAAGUCCCUUUCUUAAAGGCAAUAGCCACAGCUGUUCCGAAAUGUUUGAAAAAAAAGGCACAACCCCCUCCCCCCUUGUGUCUUUGAUGUUCUCCGGACAAUGUGCACUAGGUUGAAAGUCGCCAUUUUCAUUUCAUCAGCGAAGAGGCCAAGAGAGCACCUUAAAUCCGGAAAGACUGAGCCCUCGCCGCUGAAAUGGCAAUUUCCCUGCUUGCGACACAGCGUAUGUCAAAGGGGGAGACAUUUUGGAUUCUGAGCAAUAAAAGCCCACAGGGAAAUUUAAGCAAGAGACUGGAAGCAUAAGACAUUGUAACCCAACCUGCCAACGUGCAGGAAGCAGGACUUUUUUCUUUUUCAAGGCACUGAAUUGUUGGUGAAAUGAAUUUUUUUUUUUUUUAAUACAUAAACCAGUUUGUCAAAACUCAUAGAGUUUUGGCCCUUUUCACAAGUGACAUCAACCUCCAACAGCUGAACGAGAGUAGGGCAUGCGUGAUUAUUUUAAACAACCUGUUACAGCUGAGAUCUUCAAAGCCACCUAGGGGAUUUAGGCAUGUUGAAAUGAAUGGGAGUUGGACAUCUAACUCCUCUAGGCGCUAUUGCAAAUCUCCACCUACAUGUGUACCGUAUAUACUUGCAUAUAAGCUAACCCCUUGUAUAAAUCACCCCCUAAUUUAGCACUGCAAAGCUCAGUGUCCCACGUAGGCCAGUUUCCCUAUACUCUUGUUCUGGCUGCACUGUCUACUUCCACCCCCCCACCCAAGCUUUCCGAACCUUAUACACCUUUCCCUCUGCUUCUCUCACCUUUGCCCUUUCUGUUCAAUGUUAUUCCCAGUGUAGUCAAGGAUAGUUUUGCCGGUGGGACCUGAUACACCUAGCUGCUGAGCACCCUCAUCUCCCACUGACUUGUAUGCCACUUGACGGUGCUCUGCACCUUGCGGGAUCGGGCCCCAGGUUCAGUCACUGGGUUAUCAUAAUCACCGUACUAGAGUGGCAUAGGAGUGUUUCACCCACCUGCCUCGCAAAUUAAUGUCUUGGCAUUCUAACAAAUGUAAUGAAUGUGCCCCUUCCCCCAUAUGGGAAGGAAACUGGGACUUGCAGGGCUGAAAGUAGGGACCUCUAUUGCUUGAGCUAAAGGAGUAACUCCACAGGCUGGUAGCAAUAAUGGCUCUUAUCCACUUAUGUGGGUAAGAGAUUAGAGGCAAGGCCUGUAACAUAUGCUGCACCAAUGGGGUAUACAUACAUUUCUCAGUUUAUAUGCCAGUAUACAUGGUGGGCCUUAGUGUAAAUGAGAUUAAGGCCUUUUUACACCACUCUGGCAAUAUGAAGUGGACUUAAAGUGCAAUUACACACAGUUUAAGGCCCCUUUAUGCUGUCAGAGUGGAUUAAAUGAGGCUCAGUGUAAGUGGGAAUCAGACCUGGUGGAUACAUGCACAUACACACACACCAAGCAAUAUAAAGGUAAGAUCACAGGUAACAUUUUCAAAAGUGCCUAUGUGACUUAGGCACUUAAACACCUUUGAGGCUCUUGGUCUGAAUACUACAGAUUUUGGUGGAAGUCAGGCGUCUACAUCCCUUUGAGAAUGGGGGCUUAGGAACCUAAGUGCUGUUUUCAAAAGAAACUUGGGUACUUAGGAGCCUCUAACUUUCAAUGAGUCUUAGGCUUCCACGUCAUUUUGGCCAAUGACUCUUAAGAGCCUAAGUCAGGUGCUUUCGAAAAUUUCACACCAAAUAUCUCUGACUCAUAGCUCCAGGCUGAGCAGGCUUUAGAUAGUCGGAUGAGUUUCUUUCAUUUGCUUUCCUUUUUUAUUUAAAAAAAAAAAAAAAGUUGAAUUGUGGAACCAAACAAAAAGUGAGAGCUCACUAUUUCCCAGAUAAAGAUCUAAUAUAUUGUUUUAUAUGAACAUUUAGCUGAGUGUGUUUUUCCACCUCUAGACCCCUCACACUGUGUAUAAAAAGAAGAAACGGCUAAUAUAUAUUCUUGUGAAUGUUGGUGCAAAAGAGAAAAUAUAGAACAUUGCAGUCAGUUUUAUGUUAUUUUUUAUCUAUAUGAAUGAAAGGAAGAAAUGCAAAGCAUUUUUCCAUCUAACACAACACACACACCCCCACCACCACCACCUGUAGGUACAGACAGGUUUUAUGGAAAUGUUUUACUUUUUAGACUUAGGAAAACACUUCUGUUCUCAUUGAAUGUCCUGUCUUGUAAGAUGCAUCCGAUGAAGUGAGCUUUAGCUCACGAAGGCUUAUGCUCAAAUAAAUUUGUUAGUCUCUAA
Molecule: messenger RNA, 6574 nt
Organism: Caretta caretta (loggerhead turtle)
Lineage: Eukaryota; Metazoa; Chordata; Testudines; Cheloniidae
Product: nuclear receptor ROR-beta
Biological process (GO): regulation of transcription by RNA polymerase II
Cellular component (GO): nucleus
Molecular function (GO): nuclear receptor activity; RNA polymerase II cis-regulatory region sequence-specific DNA binding; zinc ion binding
Source: RefSeq, a predicted model, not a curated record